AGGCCCCGCUUUCCAAGUCCCGUUUUCACUUCAGUGCAACAGCCCGGAGAUUGCCGAAGAUAAGGAAACUGAUUGAAAAAGAAAAAAAAAAGAGAAAAAACCUGAAACAAAAAAGCCAGGAAAAUGGCGUCUCUGGCUCUUCCUUUUCCCAAGCUUCUCGUGAUUUCGCGGUCUAAUUCGCAGAACAAACCGACGAUCAAAUUUUGGGCAAAAACCCGUUACCUAAACUCUUCAAAGAUCCCUUCUUGGAGACUCGGACCCGCUUAUGCUAAGAAUCUGCAAUGUGGUGUGAUUCGAAUGCAAGCUGGUGAGGAGGACUACGAGUUGAAGCAAAUGAGAGAUGUGGCUGCUGCAAAGAAGAGAUGGGAUGCUCUGAUCAGGGAAGGAAAAGUAAAGGUUCUCACACCUAGGGAGGCAGGUUAUGCAGUUCAACUUUCUAACAAACCUUUACUUGAUGUCCGUCCUUCUACUGAACGUGAAAAGGCAUGGGUGAAAGGCUCCACGUGGAUUCCAAUUUUUGAUGUUGACAGUAAAUUUGAUGUUGGAGCUCUUUCUAGAAAGCUCACCAAUUUUGUGAUGGGAGGUUGGUGGAGUGGCAUGCCUACAUUGUCUUAUGAUAGCCAGUUCUUAUCAAAAGUUGAGGAGAAAUUCUCAAAAGACACAGACCUUAUUGUUGCAUGCCAGAAAGGAUUGAGAUCUCUAGCUGCUUGUGAGCUACUAUAUAAUUCUGGAUAUAGAAAUCUUUUUUGGGUUCAAGGUGGUCUAGAGGCUGCUGAAGAAGAAGAGCUUGCCAGAGAAGGGCCUCAAUCUUUGAAAUUUGCAGGAAUUGGCGGAGUUUCAGAGUUCCUUGGUUGGACAGAUCAACAAAGAGCUGCAGCAGCCAAAGAAGGCUGGGGUUACCGGUUGUUGUUCUCUGCCCGCCUGGUUGGUGUUUUUCUCGUUGCUGAUGCAUUGAUUCUUGGCGCACAACAAGUAGGUCGUUAUCUUCAGGAAAUAAGGUUAGCUAUCCUGUGCAUUGUGAUGCCAAAAACUCCUGUCAUAUCCAAAUAUUUGGCGUUGACCCCAGGGGGCAAACUCCCAAUCAAAGCUAUGGAGGGGCUAAGCCAGAGCAAGCUCAACAGUUGCUCUUCCAAAUGAAAUAGCUGGACAGCUUCUUCUACUGGCUCCAGAAGGAUUUUCCCAUGGUUCUGGGUCUCUCUCUGUUGCCCAUGCGUUGUCAAAAACCCGUGCCUUGUUUGGAAUAUCAUACCCAUCAAUUAUAAUGUCUUCCAUGGAUUCUCUAGGGAGUAAGACUGGAACUGGCGGAUGCAAUCAAAACAUUUCUUUGAUGACAGCUUUCAUGUAAUGUAACUGAGGCAAAUCACUGUCUAAGAUAACUUUUCUCCCUCCUACAAUGUUCCUCACUUCAGUCUGAGCCCUUUCCAUGGCUUUGGGGUUCUAGAUAAGGUCUGUCAUUCCCCAGUCAAGAGUAAUAAAGGUAGUGUCUGUUCCUGCAGCGAACGUGUCCUGCAAGGAGUAAGAGCAUUAAAUGGCAGUAGUCUUU
Molecule: messenger RNA, 1543 nt
Organism: Rubroshorea leprosula
Lineage: Eukaryota; Viridiplantae; Streptophyta; Magnoliopsida; Malvales; Dipterocarpaceae
Source: the annotation of a GenBank genome assembly